Messenger RNA from Sphaeroforma arctica JP610, 1648 nucleotides. RefSeq lists its product as hypothetical. Gene Ontology annotation, biological process: protein folding in endoplasmic reticulum. The transcript has 9 exons. Gene Ontology annotation, cellular component: EMC complex. Bases 1 to 1485 code for a protein of 494 amino acids. Lineage: Eukaryota; Ichthyosporea; Ichthyophonida. The record is from RefSeq and is a predicted model, not a curated record.
AUGACUACCCCCAACAAUCUCUUCAGCUCGGAGUUCUUCGCGUGGAUGGGCUUCACCAACUCGGCCAGCAGUAAGGAAACCAUGACAACCGAUGCCUUUGGCAUGCACAAGGUCAUCGUAUGCAUGUGCGCUAACGGAAAGAUAGUGGGCCUGCACUCGAACAGCGGACGUGUGGUCUAUGGCGUGGGGUUAGAUAGUGAGGAGUUUGCGCCGAGAGAGGAGACGCCGUUGAUUGUGUCGCGCAGUGCGGCGCACUUCCCACACGAGCCUACCGUGUACGCCUUUGGAACGUCUCAGCAAUCGGGUGAGUUUGUGGCGUGGACAUUCAAUCCCAUCACGGGCAAAGCGGAACAGGCUCAAGGCCUACCCUCCAAUAUUGUGCUGAUCUCCAGUCUAGGUCACCACGAUCACUCCUUUGCCCGGCCCAUUCUGCUGCUGAGUGAUGAUGACAGCGUGCACGUGCUUCCCGCUACGGCCGACGCCCACAGCACAGUGCAGCAGAUGAUUCCCAAUCUUUUCCUGCACUCUGUGGAUAUGAACAAUGGACUUGCACAGGGCUAUGAAGUUAUAUCUAAGGACUCGAAGCUGUACGGGCGCCAGUCAUGGAGUGUAGGAAUCAACACCGAGACUGAUACCAUCGUCGCAGUCAGCCGCAAGCCGCAAUAUGAAAAAAAUCCCUUGCAAUUCCAGAUGAUUGGAGACGCCCAGGAGAAACUGUUGUACAAGUACCUGAACAAGAACCAGAUGGCUAUGGCCACACUGUCGAACACCGGGUUGCUAACCAUACUGCUCUUGGACACGGUGACCGGAAAUGUGAUUCAACGUCUGACGCACAGAGACGCCGCCGAGCCUGUUCAUGUCGUGCAGUGGGUCAACAAUGUGGUCUACACAUAUCAGAACAUUCAGGAACAACGCACGGAAGUGGUGAGCAUGUCGCUGUUUGAGUCUUCCAAUCCUGACUCACGCCAAGAGUUUGAGUCGUCCAAGUCCACUCAGCCCAUUGCUAUCAGACAGGCUAUGGUGCUAGGUGCAACAGUCGAUACUCUGGCCGUAGCACAGACCGCACAGGGCCUGGCCUCCAACACCAUCCUGUUUGGCUUGCGCACAGGCGGUCUGCUGUCUCUCUCCGAGAAGCUCCUGGACCCUCGCCGUCCCGUAGGUAAGGACGCCAAGCCUGUGCUGGGUCUAACGCCAUACACCCCUCUGAUCCCCAUGCUGCCCAUUAACCUGCUCAACUACUACCACCGCAUCCAUCGCUUUACGGCGGUGCGGUCAGCGUCCACUCUGCUGGAGAGUAGGGCCGUGGUGUUUGCGCACGGGUUGGAUAUGUUUAGCUGCAGCAUCACCCCUGCCGGCUCCUUCGACCAGCUGGGAGAGGAGUUCAACCGGCCCUUCCUUCUGGCUUGUCUGAUUGGAAUCACCGUGGCUGCUGGUAUCACCGAGUACUUUGCGCGCGAGAAGAAGCUCAAGCAAAAGUGGAAGUAGAUAUGUAUAUAUAUGUACAUGGAAACUUGUCAACAACAAAAUGCAAAGGGUUAUUUUUCAACAUUAAACAUUUAGUAGAGACUUGUGUGGCUCGUGGGGAAUAUUGGCUGUUGAUACAUUCUGCAACUCGAAUACAUGGCUCUAUCUGAUGGUUUUACAAUUU